Exophiala viscosa is the source of this 1743-nucleotide messenger RNA. RefSeq names its product arginine N-methyltransferase. The record is from RefSeq and is a predicted model, not a curated record. The coding region runs from base 74 to 1282 and encodes 402 amino acids. Gene Ontology annotation, molecular function: protein arginine N5-methyltransferase activity. Gene Ontology annotation, cellular component: cytoplasm; nucleus. The transcript has a single exon. Lineage: Eukaryota; Fungi; Ascomycota; Eurotiomycetes; Chaetothyriales; Herpotrichiellaceae. Gene Ontology annotation, biological process: peptidyl-arginine methylation.
AAACUACCUAGGGAUUUAGACUAACAAAUCGACACGGCAUGAAGAGAAGUGGCUCCUGUUUGACUGGGACAUCAUGACGGAAGCGUCUGUUCACGCCGAAGGCGAUGUACAGCAAAGUCGCAUAUCCGACGUCAUUCGAGCGUCUGCAGAACACGAUCUAAAAGUUCUGGAAAAAUAUAUCGACGAAUAUUCUUUUCCAGAGUGCAAAGUUGUUGAUGUCCAGGAUGUUGCGACAGGAUACACGCCGCUUCAUGCUGCCAUCGCUUCUUGCAGACCGACAGAUUCUGGACAUGAGCCUGAGUCCUCGGCCAAGCUGGAUGCCGCUGCGGCGACUCUCAGAUUCAUGUUAGAGAAUGGAGCAAUCUGGAAUCAACUCGACAAGAACGAUGAAACGCCCGGUUGCAUUGCAUACCGCUUGUCUCUAUCGGAUCUCUACCAAAUUAUGGUCGAUGCUGGAGUGCGUGCCGAGAUGAUACUGAACCGGUUGGAAGAAUACGACAGAAUGGAGGACGAGGACGAAGAUGAGAACGAGAACGAGACCCAGAACGACAGCGAGAACAAAGGCGGCACGAAUGGUGAAAGCGCACAUCAGGAACCAGCCUCAACAGCACAACCAGAAGUGAAUGGUUCGGCAUAUCUGUCUUCUGCCCUCUCAUUGAGUGGCGACAAGCUCUUAGACGAACAGCAGAAUGGGGUGAUGAUGGUGUGGGAGAGUGGAAUCAUGCAAAAGUCUGCAGAUGCCCUGUUGUAUGAUCCAGGCCUGCGAAUCUUGAAUAUCGGCUUCGGAAUGGGCAUAAUUGACUCUCACAUCCAAACCCACUCAAAACGACCCGCCGGGCACCAUAUCGUCGAGGCGCAUCCCGACGUCCUCGAGAAAAUGAAGAAAGAUGGCUGGAUGGAUAAAGCUGGUGUCGUUGUGCACAGCGGGAAGUGGCAGGAAGUUCUUCCUCGACUGGCUGCAGAGGGUGAAAUGUUCGAUGCAAUUUAUUUCGACACGUUCGCCGAGUCUUAUUCGGAGUUCCGUCAAUUCUUUUCCGAACAAGUACUGUCGCUACUCGAGGAAAGUGGGCGAUGGUCCUUUUUCAAUGGCAUGGGCGCGGACAGGCAAAUCAGCUACGACGUCUACCAAACGGUGGUUGAGAUGGAUCUGUUUGAGGCCGGAUUUAACGUCGAGUGGAAAGACGUUGAGCUUCCUAAAUUGGAUCAGGAAUGGGAUGGUGUGCGACGCAAGUACUGGGACGUCGACCACUAUCGCCUCCCUGUGUGCAGAUUCAUGGAUUGAGUCUUGCCGCCAAUAUGCCUGUUUGACAUUAUCAGAGAAUCGAGCUUCAGCAGAUCCAGCUGAACGAGGCCAACUCCAAUACCAAGGACUGGCUUCGGUACAAUUUGGCCGAAGUACGAAAUUGAGUGAGCCAGAUCGGACCCGACCCUUCAGGAACCGCGCAUGGAGAUUCGGCCAUCAGUCCGAGGUAGCCUUGACGACUCGCUACGAGGAGAUCUUUAGGAUCAGUCCACCAAGGGUGCGGAUACUUCGUUGGCAAGCGUUGUAUGCUCGGAACAUGUUCCGCCGAGUUGCAGUGCACUUCGAGACUUGCCCCCGCAUUGAUCCCAUUCCUCCUCCAUGUUUUGCGUACUCACUCGCAUGCUCCUCAACUCCACACUUCAGCGAUUCGAGGAACCUCAAAGGUUAUGGAGCUCGUAAUCGAGCCCUCGAGCAAUGGAAUUCCGCGUGUCCGGAGAGGG